AUGCCAUUGAAGGAUCCCAAAGAAGCUGAUGAAGCCUUGGUAGGUGAGGCUGGAGCUACGGCAUCAGAGACGCCAGUUAAGGAAGUUGAGACAGAGUCAUUAGAAUUAUCGGAAGAAGAUGUUAAGUUGUUAGAAGCAUUUCACGAGUUGAAAUUGCAUCCAGAACUUGGAGGGGCAACAGACUUGGUGAAAUUUUUAGAACGUUUUAAUAAACGUGAGGAGGAGAAAGAGGCAGAAAAGACGAAAGAGACCGUUACCAAACCUGUCAUUAAAUUAGAAACUUUGUCAUUAGAUACAGAAGUGAAGUCUGUAGAUAAAUUGAAAUCAUCAAUGGGUGCAAAACCCAAAAUGAAAUCAGGAGGGUUGGUAACAGGUCAUGCUGUUGAUGGUACUUCACCAGACAGCUCAGUGUCCAGUACACCCAUUAGGUAUGGAGGGUCAUACCAUUUUCCAAAAUUGUCCAAUUUCUAUGGAGAGGACAAUAAAGGCGACGUUACUUACGAAGCCUUCAAAUAUGAGAUACAGUCUUUGUUAAGUGAAAAGGUUUUCACUGAAGCUCAGAUAAUGCUAGGCGUUAGAAGAGCAUUAAGGGGUACUGCAAGCGACAUAGUAAGACGACUCGGAACAGGCAUUAGUAUCCGAGAUAUAUUGAAGAAACUUGAUAGUACUUAUGGAAACAUAGAGAGUCAGGAGUCAAUAAUGAAGAAAUUCUACUCGUGUGUCCAGGGAUUGGAUACCAUCAAUAAUUACGCAGCCAAACUAGAGGACUUGUAUUCAAAGGCCAUAGAAUUAGGUGCUAUUACCAGAAGAGAGGAUUUGCUCAAACAAGUUUUAUAUCAAGGCCUAAGGAUUGAAUUGAAACAUAUCGCACAAUAUAAAUUUGAGACCAUACCCGACUAUGACAGAUUCAAAAUAGAGUUGAGAAAGUUAGAGGCAGAGAUGAAGUCAGCAGAUGGAAAGACAAAGACAUGUAGUUCAGCUCAGAAGAUAGAGAAGGAAGAUAAAAGUGAAAUGACGGAACUGAGAUCAAUGCUCAAGCAACUAAAUGAGAAAGUAGAUCAGUUACAGAAAGAAAAGGACAGCAAAGAAAUGCCAAGACCACAGUACCAGUAUGGAAGUAGACCAUUCAGAAGAGGCCAUUUCAACAGAGGAACAUUUGGAGGAUUUAAAAGAGUAAGUGCUCUAGUUGAUGGGUCGAACUCGGGCACAAAUGAAAACAAAGAUCCGAAACUAUUUGGCAGCACUAAUGAAGCCAAUAUCACUAUCAAUGGGCAUCUCACAUCUUCACUUUUAGAUACUGGAAGUAGUUGUAGCUUAAUCGCAGAGUCAUUUUACAAGAACCAUCUUACAGACAUAGAAUUACAACCUCUUAAAGAAAUACUUCACAUUGAAUGCGCAGAUGGAUCAAAAUUACCGUAUUUAGGAUAUAUACAGGCUGACAUCAACAUACCAAAUGGACUUCCAAAAUCCCAGGAUCACACAUGUUUAUUUUUAGUUGUACCAGACACCAACUACUCUUCAAGAACUCCAGUCAUUUUAGGAACAAACAUUUUAGAAAUAUUAGUUGAGGAAUGCAAGAACAACUUUGGAGAACAGUUUCUACAGAAAAGUAAUCUGCAUGUACCAUGGUAUUUAUGUUUUAGGACAAUAGUACUCAGAAAGAAGAAACUACAGCAAAACAAGAAUAGGAUUGCUAUAGUACGAAGCGCUGUUCCACAUAAAGUUUUGGUGAAACCAAAUGAAAGCAUCACCAUUGAUGUAUACACAGAUAAGGAAAUAGACCAUCCUGUAACAAAUGCUAUUCUUCAGGAGACAGAAGAUGCUACUCUACCUGGAUAUAUUGAUGUAACACCAGGACUUGUCAGAUAUGAAUAUGGAAACAACAUGGCCAUGAAAGUAACUCUGUCUAACAUUACCACCAAUACAGCAACAAUAGCACCAAAGGAAAUCAUAUGUGAACUGCAACCUGUAAGUGUGACAGAUGAAGUUUUACAUAAGUUAGAGGAAGAAGAACUGGAUAGGGAAAGGACAAGGAUUGUAACAGAACUGAACUUGGAUGAAAGUAACAUGUUGAAUGAUGAACAGAAGACCAGACUUAGACAACUUUUGAUGAAACACAAGGAUAUAUUUUCUACAUCGGACAUGGACAUAGGACAGUGCAACAGAGUAAAGCAUAGGAUAGAUUUGAUAGAUCCUACACCCUUCAAACAACGACAUAGAAGGAUUCCACCCGCAAUGAUCGAAGAAGUUCGUCAACACCUGGAACAACUUUUGGCUUGUGGCAUCAUCAGACCAUCAAAGUCACCAUUUGCAUCAAACAUAGUGCUGGUAAGGAAGAAAUCAGGAAAACUUAGACUAUGCAUAGACUAUAGAAUGUUAAAUGAAAAAUCAGUUCGUGAUUCAUACGCACUACCUAGAAUAGAGGAAGUUUUCGACUGUUUACAUGGGGCAAAAUAUUUUUCAACCAUAGACAUGAAGUCAGGCUACCAUCAGAUAGAGGUUGAAGAGGAACACAAAGAAAGAACUAGUUUUACUGUGGGACCUUUAGGUUUGUGGGAAUUCAACAAGAUGCCCUUCGGUUUAACAAACUCCCCGGCAACGUACCAAAGACUCAUGGAGGAAUGUAUUGGAGAUCUCAACAUGAAAAUCUGCGUGAUUUAUUUGGAUGACCUUAUCAUUUACAGCGACACUUUCGAUCAACACUUGAAAAAUUUGGAUCUGAUUCUCACACGAUUAAAAGCCUGCAACCUUAAAUUAGCCUCUGAGAAGUGCCAAUUCUUUAAACAACGAGUAACAUUUCUGGGACAUGUUGUCACAAGCGAAGGAAUUGAAACAGAUCCUGACAAGAUCGACAAAGUACGAAACUGGCCAACACCGAUGAAUCCUGAUGAGCUUCAUUCGUUUCUAUCAUUUGCGAGCUAUUAUAGACGGUUUAUUGAAGGAUUCAGCAAGAUAACAAGACCUCUGGCAGAACUAGUACCUCACCCAACAUCUAAGAAAGGAGCAAAGAAGAAGACAGUGAAACCAUGGAACUGGACAGAUAGAGAACAGAAGAUUUUUGAAGAAUUAAAGAUAACAUUGUCGUCUCCACCGAUACUAGCUUACCCCGACUUCACAAAACCUUUCGAGUUGCAUACAGAUGCGUCAACAUCAGGACUUGGAGCAGUUCUCUACCAGCAGCAAGGAGACCACAAAAGAGUCAUCGCUUACGCCUCAAGAUCCCUUUCAAAAUCAGAAAAGAACUAUUCAGCGUACAAACUGGAAUUUUUGGCAUUGAAGUGGGCAGUAACGGAGAAAUUUAGCGAUUACCUGACAAGCAACCAUUUCACCAUCUUCACCGACAACAACCCGCUUACAUACAUUUUAACAUCUGCGAAACUAGACGCAACAGGCCAAAGAUGGGCAUCAGCUCUCGGAGAGUAUGACUUUGAGAUACUUUACCGUCCUGGAAUAAACAACGCAGAUGCAGAUGCAAUGAGUAGAUAUCCUCACGAGAAGGUCUUACUUGACAAUGAAGAGAUGAUGACAAUAGACAAUAGUGUUGUGAAGGCAAUAUGUGGUGCAAUAACAGUUCCCUACAUUGAGACUCUACAGAGCAUGAACAUCAACAUAAUAGAUGUAACUGAAGACCCUGGUCAACCGAUGGCUCAAAUUGAGAUGCGAGAAAUAAGACGGAAGCAAAGGGAAGACCCAAUAAUAGACAAAUGGAGAAUCGCAGUUAUAGACAAGACCAUACCGACAAAGUGUUACAACAAGAAAGACCAGAUCAUGAAGAAGAAUUUUGACCGACUGAAAAUCAAACGAGGCAUAUUGUUCAGAGAAAUUGAAGAAGAUACCACCAAGAAGGAACAGUUGUGUAUUCCUGAAGUCUACAAGGAAGAAAUACUUCGCGGUUUACAUACAGAUGUAGGACAUCCAGGAAGAGAGCGUACACUUAGACUUAUACGCGAAAGAUUUUUCUGGCCAGGAAUGACAGCCGACAUAGACAUGUUCAUUUCCAGUUGCGACAGAUGCUUAAGGCGAAAAAGCAAAACCAAUUCUAGAGCUCCACUGGUUAAUGUACACACUACCUAUCCAUUGGAGUUAGUUUGUUUUGACUAUUUGACAUUGGAACAGUCAAAAGGAGGCUUUGGCAAUAUCUUAGUCAUCACUGAUCACUUUACCAAAUUCGCUGUAGCCAUACCAACCAGAAACCAAACAGCCAAAACUACAGCUGAAGCAUUUUACAACAAUUUUAUCAUCAACUAUGGAAUCCCUACAAGACUACAUUCUGACCAAGGAGCAAAUUUUGAAUCUGAACUCAUUAAAGAACUUUGUGAUUUGACUAACAUGAAAAAAUCACACACUUCAGUUUAUCACCCUCAAGGGAAUUCAGGCCCUGAACGGUUUAAUAGAACACUUCUGGAAAUGUUAGGGACACUGGAAAAUUCACAGAAAAGCAAUUGGAAGAAAUACAUCAAUUCACUAGUCUAUGCGUAUAACUGUACGCCUCAUGAGACGACAAGAGUAUCACCGUAUGAGCUCAUGUUUGGUAGGAAGCCAAGGUUACCAAUAGACUCCAUGUUUGAAAAGGCCAAAGAGGACACCAGUAUCAACAAAACAGCUCAAGAAUAUAUAGAAGACUUAAAAGAAAGAAUGAACAAAACCAGACAGAUAGUUGAAAAACAUAUGGACAAAGCCAAAGAAAAACAGAAAAAGUACUAUGACAUGAAAGUACGUGGAGCCAACAUAGAAGUGGGAGAUACAGUAUUGGUUAAGAUUUUAUCACAUGGUGAAGGGAAACAUAAACUGGCUGACAAGUUUGAAGAGGACAUAUACACAGUGAUAGAACAGCCAAGAACAGACAUCCCAGUAUACAGAGUCAGAUCAAAAGUAGGACGUGAAAAGACGCUACACAGAAACCAUUUAUUCCCGGUUAACUACCAGGAAGAAGCAACGGAAGAAGUAGAUGAGGUUAAAGAUGGAGAAAAGAAGUCUGCAAACCAGAGUGAUAAAGGGGAUGCAUCCGGACAGAAAGGAAUAAGUGACGUCACAGAUACAGAUGAUUCAGAUGAUGACUACAUAUUUGUACCUCAGACAAAUUUAGAUGGGGACGCCCAUCAGUCAAACUUGGAUCAUGCUGAUAUAGAAGCAGAAGAAGAAACUGUUAAAGAAACAAUAGUAAUUGUUGAUGAUAGUGAUUCAACUGAUUCUAAGGCCACAGAAUCAAAAGUUGAUUACAAAGAAAUAGAGACAGAGGAAGAUACUGGAACACAGGAAGAAGUUGAGAUAUUGAUAGAGGAUGAGGACAUAGGACCAGAUAGGAGUGUAGCAGAUACAGAAGCAGAAACCACCAUUACAGAAGAUGAGAGUUUAUCAGUAGAGGAUACUGUUGUAAAGAAAAAGGAAGAUGAAGUAAAAAAUCAAAGGACUGAAGAGGUUAAGGUGAAGAAAAGAAAACCAAGACAGUUACCACAACAACCACUUAGAAGGUCUGAUAGACCAAGGAGAUUACCUGAAAAACUCAAAGAAUACCAAAUGCAUAGUGUCAUAAACAACAGGCCAUAUGAUCACAGAUUGCAAGCACUGGAAACAGUUAUUGCAUCUGGUGUAUUAAGUAAUGUAGAUAUGGAUACAGCAAAAAAGGUUGUUGAUGCAAUCUUGAAAUAAAUUUCAGGUGCAGAUUUUAACAUGUAUUUUAUUAUGAAUCUUGCAGUAUAUUGUCAUGCUUUGAUAUAUUUUAAGUUAACCAUAUUUUAAUGCGAGGACGCAUUUCUUUUCAGAGGAGGGAAGAAAAAGAAGAAGUUCCGCAUAUCAUGUUCACCAAAUAUGCACGCAACAGAUUUGUUCCAAUAUCAUACUAAAUUAAAACAGUUUUAUUGUAGACUUAUACUUGUCAGCUUAGUAUGAUUUAUACUUGACAACUUAAUAUGAGUUGUAUUCGGCAACUUAUUAUGUAUACUUGACACUUUGUAUUGUUUAUAGCUAACAAUUCAGUAUGAUUGAUACUGGAUUCUUCAGUAUGGUAUAUAAUAAGUACUUAUUGCUAGAAUACUGUAAUAAGUAAUUGCUAGAGCAACAGUAGAAAAGUCUUAUGUUUAGAGGAAGUACUAAAGUAGACUUACUUAGACUUAACAUAUGAGGAAGACUUAGAGAUAAGUAUAUUGUAUUGUGUAUAGUAAGACAUCUGUAGUAAAUGUAGGUGUAAAGUUGUUUUAUCAAUUUUAAACUUGUAUUACAUUGUUUGACUUGACAAUGACGGGACGUCAUUUUCCCAAAGCCGGGAAGUAUGUAACAAGGUGGAUUAUUCUGGAUCUUAAGUUAUUCAGAAGUUGCUUCCCUUUGACCAAUUCUUAGUAGCAACCAGUCAAGCAUUACAAUAAGUUCCCGCUGUUAUAUGAAUUUUAGUCACAUGACCCCGCUUUUUAUUCAGUUGUCCGACAUGUUUUCAAGGGGACAGGUGGAAUUGUUCCAUUAUAAUAUAGUUUAUGUUCAUGGAGGAGUUUUGGAUUCUUUUGAGUCUUAUAGUAACACAUGGUGGCAGUGUCAGUAACCAGCUCACUGAGAAAGUACAUUUUUGGUGUGUGUGUGUCUGUGAGGUCAACAAAGAGCCCAAUCCACAAUUGAGCUUGAGAUCUGGGAGAUUAGAGAGAUCAGUGAGAUCCAGAUUACAGUACACAUUCAGUUGGAUUUUAAAUGAGAAAAUGUACAAGAUUAUGUAUAUGAUCAAGCUGAUUUUGAUAGAACUUUACAGCAAGUGUUACUUUCUAAAUAUACAAGCACUGAGAUCAUUUAGUUUAAUAUGAACAUUAAACCGGAUAGUCGAACCCA
This is a messenger RNA of Mercenaria mercenaria, 6810 nucleotides long. RefSeq lists its product as uncharacterized. The transcript has 4 exons. NCBI's taxonomy places the organism in Eukaryota, Metazoa, Mollusca, Bivalvia, Venerida, Veneridae. The coding region runs from base 1 to 5649 and encodes 1882 amino acids. The record is from RefSeq and is a predicted model, not a curated record. Gene Ontology annotation, molecular function: nucleic acid binding. Gene Ontology annotation, biological process: DNA integration.